AUGGAACACCAGUUUUCCCACAAUAAGUGGAUUUUCCUCCUCCACACUUUUAUCGGAUUUAUCAUUUGGUUCUUAUCCAUCCCUGGGAUUUUAUUCGUCAUUUUCCCAGCGUACCUCCUCCGCCGCGCCCACUCCAUUUUCGCCCCCUCCCAUCUCGAGUUCCUCGGCCCAGAAGAUGCCAUCCUCUCCCUGGCUGAAACAUCUGCUCAUUUAAAUAGUAACACUGCCCAGAUUUGGCGACUUUCUCCUGGAAUUUUAAAUGUUUCCGAGUUCCGAGCCCUGUUUUACCAAUGUUUCUUAUCCACACCGGAAAAACGGAGGAAAUAUCGCAACUUCGGGGCGAGGAUUGUCUCUUGGGGUUGCUACACCUGGAAAGAGGUCAGGUCUCGGAUCGAUUUAGAAAAACAGAUCAAACUCGGCCCGACAGAUUUGAAUUUGGUCGAGGAUGAAGAUAAAUUCGAGGAAUGGAUUGCUCGUUGGAUGGCGACGAAUGAUUACGCCCCGGAAAUGGCGGCCUGGGAGGGGAUCAUUCUACAUGGAAGGGAGAAAAACGAGUCAAUUUUACUACUAAAGAUGGAUCACGCCCUUACCGAUGGGUACACGUGGGGUCAUUUGGCCAGUAUGUUAGCCGGGAUGGGAGAUAAGAUGCCUUAUCUGGUGAGAGAUCAUGACAAGGAGAUAAGUUGGUUGAGGAAGAGCCAGAUUUUUCUGGCAUUUCCGUCCGUUUCAACGAAGGAUGUGUUUUCCUGGUUAAGGGGAAAAAGUGUCCCGUACCAUUGUUAUUCUACUCCAGGCACAGAGAAAAAUUCGGAGUGGAUGAUGUCCUUGACGAGACUGGACUUGGGCAUGGUUAAGCGAAUCAAGCGACACGUGGGGGGAAGUGGGGUUCAUUUUAAUACGGUUUUGGGGUCCGUGGUGGCGGGUGCUUUGAAACGAUGGUGUCUCGAGGAGGGGGGUGUGACCAUUGAUAAGCUUCCGGAAAAAGUGUGGCUCCCUAAUCCGGUCGGAUGGCCGGGCCAUCCCAUCAUGGAAAAGGAGACGCUGAAUGGAAAGGGGAUGGGGAAUCAUAUGUCGACGCGAAACCAAUCCUUUCCCUUUGCCAUUGAGGACGACCCUCUCCAUCGUCUUUUAGAUGGGGAGAAAUCCGUCCAAUAUGCGGAAAGCGUCGGUCAAGCCAUUGGUUUUCGAUGGAUUGUUGGCAGCGUGGGAUGGUUAACUCCAACAACAAUUUUACGCCAAACGCUCGCCAAAUCCUCACCCUCCAUCCGAUCCGGUCUUGAACAAGUGUUAACCCCACUUUUACUUUCUCCCGAACCGCACAAACUGCUCGGGAUGGAUGUGAUCGGACUACAUUUGCCUGUUCAUGUUCCGCACCUGCUCGUCGCAACAAAGUUGUAUGUCGUCCCGGUCUCGGUCGGAGGUCACUUGGAGGUCAGCGUCUCCGCGACCAAGGACGCAUUUCGGGAUCAGAAGAGUUUAAAUCGCUUCACGAAAGUAAUGCUGAGUGAAGAAUUGGCCAAAUUGUGGGCAAAAUGCGAACAAGAUUUGCCAGAAAAAUUAAUUAUUCAUUAACCAAAUAGGGAAAUUUUAGCUAUAUCGAGUAUUUAUUUAAUUGGUUCAUUUCCUCAUGAUAAGACAUAUUUGGAUAAGGUAUCUGUAUUUCUGAUAAAUUUCAGGAGAUGUAACAAGAAUAAUGAUGAUAAAAGUAUAAUAAAUAAUUAAAAUAUUUUUUUA
Molecule: messenger RNA, 1734 nt
Organism: Folsomia candida
Lineage: Eukaryota; Metazoa; Arthropoda; Collembola; Entomobryomorpha; Isotomidae
Exons: 3
Coding region: 1-1572 (523 amino acids)
Source: RefSeq, a predicted model, not a curated record